This is a messenger RNA of Penicillium macrosclerotiorum, 1518 nucleotides long. RefSeq lists its product as uncharacterized. The transcript has 5 exons. The record is from RefSeq and is a predicted model, not a curated record. Gene Ontology annotation, molecular function: L-lysine transmembrane transporter activity; L-glutamate transmembrane transporter activity; L-serine transmembrane transporter activity. Gene Ontology annotation, biological process: amino acid transmembrane transport. The coding region runs from base 1 to 1518 and encodes 505 amino acids. Gene Ontology annotation, cellular component: fungal-type vacuole membrane. NCBI's taxonomy places the organism in Eukaryota, Fungi, Ascomycota, Eurotiomycetes, Eurotiales, Aspergillaceae.
AUGGAUGAGGAGGUGGCGAUCGGGGUUGGUUCGGCUGCAGCCGCCCAGACCGGGCUGCGACGACGUGUGGCCCGGGGGAAACGAGCGAUAGGUGUUACAGGUGCGGCUAGUUGGUCUAGUAGCGUGAUCAACCUGGUCAAUACCAUCAUCGGAGCCGGAGUGCUAGCAAUGCCGCUGGCCAUCUCACAUAUGGGAAUUGUUUUGGGAGUGUGCGUUAUAUUGUGGUCUGGGGUUACAGCAGGAUUUGGCCUUUAUCUUCAAUCUCGAUGCGCCCAGUACCUCGACCGUGGAAACGCUUCCUUCUUUGCAUUAUCACAAUUGACAUACCCCAAUGCAGCUGUGGUCUUUGAUGCAGCCAUUGCGAUCAAAUGUUUUGGAGUCGGCGUGAGCUACCUCAUCAUCAUCGGUGACCUGAUGCCAGGCGUAGUUCAAGGCUUUGUGGGAGGUGAUCCCGCCUAUGACAUGCUUAUCGACCGGCAUUUCUGGGUUACAGCUUUCAUGUUGAUUGUGAUACCUCUCUCUUAUCUACGUCGACUAGACUCAUUAAAGUAUACCAGCAUUGCCGCCUUGGUUUCAAUGGCCUACUUGGUUGUCUUAGUUGUCUACCACUUUGUAAAGGGAGACACGAUGGCGGACAGGGGUCCAGUUCGCGUGAUCAAUUGGGCAGGCCCAGUCCCGACAUUGAGCAGUCUUCCCGUCAUUGUCUUCGCAUUUACAUGCCAUCAAAAUAUGUUCUCCAUCCUGAAUGAGAUUAAGAACAAUAGCCACUUCCGCACUACGAGCGUCAUUUUUGCCAGUAUAGGCGGAGCAGCUGCAACCUACAUUCUCGUCGCCAUUACGGGCUAUCUGUCUUUCGGCAAUAGCGUUGCUGGGAACAUCGUGGGCAUGUAUCCUCCUGGUGUGUAUGCCACGAUUGGACGUGCAGCUAUUGUCAUGUUGGUAGUGUUCUCCUACCCACUCCAAUGUCACCCAUGCCGCGCCUCCGUCGAUGCAGUAUUGAAAUGGCGCCCCAAGUCCCAGGGCAGUGGUACUGAGGGCUCACCUCAUCGGCACCCAUUGUUAGGCCCGCGAGGUAACCGUACCCCGGAACCGAUGAGUGACCUCCGUUUUUCGGUCAUCACCACAACCAUUCUAAUCCUCAGCUACCUCGUUGCGAUGACUGUUUCUUCCCUUGAGGCAGUGCUCGCUUAUGUGGGUAGUACUGGGAGCACCAGCAUCAGCUUCAUCUUACCUGGCCUGUUCUACUACAAGAUUUCCUCUCCUGAUUCCCCUACUCACCGUGGCUUAUUAAAAGAGGACGACGAGGCUGUCGAAAACCUGUCAGAUGAGGAUGAACCCAAUGACGACGGCGAAGGCUCGCUUGCUCGCUCGCUUACUGAAAGCGGCAUUCUCCUCCGCAACACCCGCCACUGGCGUAAAGCUCUUCUGCGCCGCCUUAGCUUAGGCCUGGCCUUGUAUGGCGUUGUUGUCAUGGUUGUAUGUCUGAUCACGAAUACUUUUUUCAUCGCAUCGCAUUAA